CCCUGUCCUAUCAUUUUGGACACCUUGGACAUCUUGGAUAUUUGAAACAUCGCGCUACCAUGAUUGAAAGCCUCGUAACCUCCGGGGUUUCCUAUACCGCCUAUCUCUCUGUUUUGUCACAUCCAGUUCCUCAUAAGGAUGAGACUCUGCAUUCGUGGGCUAAAAUUGAGUCUUUGAUUAAACAAGGAGCCGUCGAUGUCAAUGGGGAAACUCUGGACAUUGCCAGUGUGGUCGCUGUUGCACGGUUUGAAGGAUGCGCCGCACAAAUAUCCAGUGAUACUAAGGUUUCCAUAAGAGUCGAGGCGGGAAUCGAAACAUUCAACGACUACCUUAACAAAGGGUACUGCAUAUAUGGUGUCAACACUGGUUUCGGAGGCAGCGCAGAUACCCGUACAUCGGAUGUCAUCCGACUACAGCAGUCGCUCCUCCAGCUGACCCAGUCAGGAAUUCUCACAGGAAGCGACUUUGUUCCGCGCAUAGGUGACUACAACCUUUCCUCACACGCGAUGCCAGUAACAUGGGUGAGAGCGACGAUGCUCGUGCGAUGCAACCAUCUGCUACGCGAUCACUCCGGUGUCCGGCUUGAGAUCAUCAAUACAGUGUUGAGAUUACUUCGGGCACGGCUCACCCCGAUAAUUCCAUUGCGCGGGUCCAUUUCUGCAUCUGGGGACCUGAUGCCCCUCUCGUAUCUGGUUGGCAUCUUGGAAGGAAACCCCGAUAUUAAGGUUUACUGGGAUCACCAGCCCGAGCCUGAGAUUGUGUCAGCAGACAAAGCACUGGAGAUUAUUGGGAUCCAGCCUUUCACUUUGAGACCGAAAGAAGGUCUGAGUUUGAUCAAUGGCUCAGCUGCUUCUGCGGCUGUUGCAUCUUUGGCGGCACAUGAAGCCAGUCAGUUGGUAUUAUUAGCGCAAGGUCUGACUGCGUUGACGUGUGAGGCUAUGAUGGGCAAUGCAGAGAAUUACCAUGAGUUCCCAGCCAAGAUUAGACCUCAUCCAGGUCAAAUUGAGAUCGCGGCCAAUAUCCGCAACGGAAUUAUUAACUCGAAGUUGAUUGAGACGUCCGGAACGAAAGAUCGCCUACGCCAGGGACUGAUCCAAGACCGAUAUGCCCUCCGUGGUGCGUCGCAGUGGCUUGGACCUGUAGUCGAGGACCUAAGACUAGCCAUCCAACAGCUUACCACGGAACUCAAUUCCACGCAGGAUAAUCCAGUCAUAGACUCCGAGUCAGGGGAGGUAUAUUUCUGCUCCAACUUUCAAGCAGCAUCCGUCUCUAUGGCAAUGGAAAAGACGCGUGGAGGCCUCCAGAUGAUUGGCAAACUCCUAUUCAGCUACUCUUCCGAGCUCAUCAACCCGGACCUAAACAAAGGUCUCCCAGCGAAUCUCGCGGCAGAUGAUCCCAGUCUGUCAUUCACGAUGAAGGGUGUCGACAUCAACAUGGCGGCGUAUAUGUCUGAGCUUGGCUUCCUCGCCAACUCGGUGACAUCGCAUGUACAGUCAGCUGAGAUGAACAAUCAGCCCAUCAAUUCGCUUGCUCUAAUCUCAGCGCGCUAUACGCUGCAGGCGGUUGAGCUGGUCUCUAUGAUGAGUGCGGCUCUUUUAUAUGUGACAUGCCAGGCGGUGGAUCUACGCAUUCUUCACGAAACUUUCCUAAAUGGCCUAAGCAAUGUGCUGCCAUUGGCAUUUGAAUCCGUACAUAUACCACUAGGGAAGAGCGCGGCGAUACGGUCUGAGAUCAUCCAGACUCUCCGCGGCUCGUGGAGGCAAUCUGCACGCGAUGACCUCUCUGUCAGGAUCCAGUCUCUGUCCACGGCCAUGGCACCGGUCCUGCUAGCAAACGCCAAAGAACUAAAUGCAGAGGAUCCUUUCACGGCAAUUGAGUCCUUGCGGCAGGAGAUUUGCCAGAGGGCACGGUCAUCAUUUGUAGCACUGCGAGCACAGUCAUUCUCCGGCGAGCUCAACGCGAAGUCUUCCCUAGGACCUGCUGCUCAAGCUCUCUACUGCUUUGUCCGACGGGAUUUGGACGUCCCUUUUCACUGCGGCAUUGGAGAACAUCCAACUUGUGAUACUGAAGCCGCGGCAGAUGUUCCUCCGCGUCCGCGGAAAACAGUUGGGUCGUGGAUUUCGAUCCUAUAUGACGCUGUGCGGGAUGGGAGGAUUCGACAGCCUUUGAGAGCCGAUUGGAGCCGUUUCAAUGGCUUUGAGGCUACUUGA
Molecule: messenger RNA, 2210 nt
Organism: Penicillium canescens
Lineage: Eukaryota; Fungi; Ascomycota; Eurotiomycetes; Eurotiales; Aspergillaceae
Product: aromatic amino acid ammonia-lyase
Exons: 3
Coding region: 60-2210 (716 amino acids)
Biological process (GO): L-phenylalanine catabolic process
Cellular component (GO): cytoplasm
Molecular function (GO): ammonia-lyase activity
Source: RefSeq, a predicted model, not a curated record